Molecule: messenger RNA, 446 nt
Organism: Mangifera indica (mango)
Lineage: Eukaryota; Viridiplantae; Streptophyta; Magnoliopsida; Sapindales; Anacardiaceae
Exons: 1
Coding region: 158-361 (67 amino acids)
Source: RefSeq, a predicted model, not a curated record
UCCCCCACACAAAGCCGUGUUCUCUCAUCUCAUCUCUCUAUAAAUUCUGUCUUCACGCCUUUUUUUUCCAGAGUCCUCGAUUCCCGAGUUUCAAUCUCAAAAUCUACAACCAAAUCUGGGUCAAAAUCCUCCAACACAGAGAUCGAAGAAGAGCAUAAUGUGUUUCUGGUUUAUAUGCGACGUUAAAGAGAAGGAGCUGGGCAGACAAGAAGCUCCCGGAUCCUGCCCUUACUGUGCCGGCAAAGUUUUCGCCUUGGACGUUGAGCGUCAAUGCAGGUUUUGUUUCUUGCCCUUCUGCUACAAAAUCAAGAGAGAAUACUUGUGCAAUUUAUGCUCCCGCCGCUUAGAGUUAUAUCAUUAGGUAGUUUCUGGCGGUAGAAUCGGGAAAUUCUGUUAGUUUCUCUUGUAUUCUUCGUUUAUUUAUGAAUUUCCUUUUUCCUUUUUCA